AUUUUAUGUUAGCGAUGAUCUUAAUCCAAUAAAAGGCUAUGAUCGAAGAAUCAGUCUCUGCAACUCAAUAGAAGACUUCAAGUCUCAAAGAACCCAGCUUUGUGUCUACGACAUAGCGUGUUUUCUGAACCACAUAUCACCCCCUCCGGAGGUGACCAUGGACAAUAACGCGGAAGAAGAAGGAGUCAACCAAAGUUCUCUCCGGUUGUUGAUCUUAGCACCGGCGUCGGAUCCGACAUCGAGGCCUCCAUUUUCGAGUCUUUUGCACGCAAUCACGGGCGUGAAACCCUCGGACGAGGUGACUUCAUUUUCAGGCUACACCACUCACCCUCCACUCAGCCUGAGGACGAAAUACUACAGUACGGACAUCAAUAUAUGGUGCGAUGAAUUGCCUGUAGAUACGAACUCCUCACGAGAUACUUCCCAAAGUCAGGUUUUGUCGUCAGAGACUCGUGAUACUCCAGUCGUCCCUUCGAAUGGAACGAAGAGUGAAUCAGAAAAAGGGUCGUCCAGCGACAAACCUCCUGCUGCUGAUUUUGACCUCGGAGCCGAUUCUGCCGCCGCCGCCGCCACCACCACCACCACCGCAACGACAACACUUCAAGAAUGGACGAAACAAAUGUUGUCACCUGCCGCUUCCGAAGUCAGAGCCGUGAUAGGCGGUAUCAUUCUCAUCCUACCCGCGCCGUCGCCGUCGACUUCCUCGCCCCUGGUCCCACAGUCACAUAUCCAACUCAUCGAAUCCAUUCACUCGGUCCGUGAGGCGAUUGAAGACGAAAGCUACCACGGCGAACUCGCUUCCGUCGUGGUGGUUCAACCUUCGAGUUCGGACACGGCGAGUCCCUCGAAGCUCGCCGAGACCUGCGACCACCUUGAAGAAGUGUGUCUGUCCGAAAAGGGUAUCCUAGGUUGGGACUUUGUUUCGUGGAACGGCCAAGUGCCUUCCUCGACCGAGAAUGAGGGCGGUGCCGGUUCCAGUUCCGAACGGAACGAGUACGGGGAAAGGACAGGGAUCCAUAGGGCCAUCGAGGUCCUAGAGGGAGUCGACUGGUCUGCUUCACCUUUCUACAACCACGACGACGACGACGACGGAUUCGACAUUGACGGAGACGACGAGUUUGACGAUUUUGGUAACCUCGACGGUGACAAAACAAAAGGUGGCGUCUCCAUGGCCAGCGUCUUGCGAAACGCUAGGAGGUCCGGGCUUGACUAUGAACUACAGCGUGAGAUGAUGGAGUUGAAGAUUGCUCUUGAUGAUGACGACGACGACGAUGAUGAUGAAGACGAAGGAAAAGAUGGUGAUGCAGAAGAAGACGAUCAUCGUCCCCAAGAGAAGAACAAUAGUGGUGGUCAGAGCAACACAAGCGCUGGAGAUGAUGACGAUGACGAUGAUGAUGAAAACAUUCAAGUCGAACAACUUCAAGGCUUGAUGGAUCGUGUCGUUGCUAUUCGCGAUGCUGGGUCCGAAUUGCCACCGGCGGAGAGGGGAAGAUUCGCAAAACGAGAAAUCAAUAAGAUCAUGCGAGAACUGGGUUCGAGUACGUGAGGUGGUAGAUAAGGUUGUUAAAUUAUUGGAUUACUGGGUAUCAAU
Exophiala oligosperma is the source of this 1591-nucleotide messenger RNA. RefSeq lists its product as uncharacterized. NCBI's taxonomy places the organism in Eukaryota, Fungi, Ascomycota, Eurotiomycetes, Chaetothyriales, Herpotrichiellaceae. Gene Ontology annotation, biological process: vesicle-mediated transport. The record is from RefSeq and is a predicted model, not a curated record. Gene Ontology annotation, molecular function: protein-macromolecule adaptor activity. The coding region runs from base 158 to 1546 and encodes 462 amino acids. The transcript has a single exon.